AUGUACGAGUAAUUAAUGGCUGCUGAUUUAGUGAAAGAUAUCGAAAAUCAGUUUAAAUUAGUUCAUAUAAGGAAUCCUUUUAGGUCUAGACUGGCAAUAUUAAUAAAGGCUAUCAUCGAAAUAAUAAACUGGGGAGACUUCGAGAAGAAAUGCCUUGAUAACUAAUUAUCUUUUAAAGAAAAGAAGAUAAUUUUUUGCAUAUUAAAGUUCCUUAAUAUUCAUAAAUUCGAAGAAAUAUAUUAAAUAAGUGAUUUUUCUGAAAAAGACUAUGAAUUAAUAAAAACCGAUUAAGCUAAAUUAAGAUUAGAUAAAAUUUCUAAAGAAUGGCCUGAAAACAAAGGUUUUUUGGAAGGUGCAUAUAAAAUCUUAUUACUCAGAAAUGUCAAAAUAGUCGAAGGAAGAGUUAUUUCAGAAGAUUCGGAUGGUGAAGAAGCUACUUUAGUUUAAAAAUAAGGGCAAAAAGAGGAAGAUGAGGAAGAAAAAUAAGAAUAAGAAUAAGAAUAAGAAUAAGAAUAAGAAUAAGAAUAAGAAUAAGAAUAAGAAUAAGAAUAAGAAUAAGAAUAAGAAUAAGAAUAAGAAUAAGAAUAAGAAUAAGAAUAAGAAUAAGAAUAAGAAUAAGAAUAAGUAUAAGAAUAAGAAUAAGAAUAAGAAUAAGUAUAAGAAUAAGAAUAAGAAUAAGAAUAAGAAUAAGAAUAAGAAUAAGAAUAAGAAUAAGAAUAAUCAGUUGAAUAAGAAUAAUCAGUUGAAUAAGAUAUUAAUACAAUAUUUUUGA
Ichthyophthirius multifiliis is the source of this 772-nucleotide messenger RNA. RefSeq lists its product as hypothetical. The annotation marks the transcript as partial. The record is from RefSeq and is a predicted model, not a curated record. The transcript is spliced from 4 exons. Lineage: Eukaryota; Ciliophora; Oligohymenophorea; Hymenostomatida.